Messenger RNA from Thamnophis elegans (Western terrestrial garter snake), 5374 nucleotides. It is a transcript of the gene OSBPL6, whose product is annotated as oxysterol binding protein like 6. Gene Ontology annotation, cellular component: intracellular membrane-bounded organelle; cytosol; plasma membrane. Bases 373 to 3168 code for a protein of 931 amino acids. The transcript has 25 exons. NCBI's taxonomy places the organism in Eukaryota, Metazoa, Chordata, Lepidosauria, Squamata, Natricidae. The record is from RefSeq and is a predicted model, not a curated record. Gene Ontology annotation, molecular function: cholesterol binding.
CUGCACAGCCACAGAAGGGAGGGGGAGAAAAGGGCCCAGGAGCCGCCGAGCGUCGCCGCCUUUUCCCGGGCUUCGCGAAAAGAAAGCGGGCGACGCCACCACCACCACCACCGCCGCCGCCUUCCCUUCCGAGCAGCCCGCCGCCACUUUCCUCCCUCCGUAGCGUGCGCAUUUUCUUCCUGCGGCGCGCCCCGAGCUCACUUAAAACUCAGAUCUGGUUUGGAUGCCUUUUAUAUUAAUUUGAGCUGCCUAUGUAAAGAAUAGACUCCGGGAGACAUGCUGAAAAUCACUUGGCUUCCUCUUUCCAUGGAAAACUGAAUGGAAUGUGGUGUUAGAACUGUGAAAAGAGGCCCGUAGAAUUUAGCUGCAGUGAUGAGUUCUGAAGAGAAAGGUAUUUCUCCUGCUCACAGAACCUCCACACCAUCACAUAAAGCUGACUCCUCUUCAUCAUAUUCCCAAUGGGACACUAGGCAGAGUGGCCAUGUGUUAGAGCGAAAUGCUUCUGUUGGAAGCGCAGACUUGAUUAUUGGGAAACAGUUGGUAGAGAAUGAGCCAAUCGCUAUAUCUAAAGAGCCAGACAGCUGGGAAAUUAUAGAAGGCUUGAAAAUUGGCCAGACUAAUGUCCAGAAACCAGACAAACAUGAAGGAUUCAUGCUGAAGAAAAGGAAAUGGCCUUUAAAAGGAUGGCACAAGCGCUUUUUUGUUCUGGACAAUGGAAUGUUGAAAUAUUCAAAGUCACCAAUUGAUACUCAGAAAGGGAAGGUUCAUGGCAGCAUAGAUGUGGGAUUAUCAGUUAUGUCAAUUAAAAAGAAAGCACGUAGGAUAGAUCUUGAUACCGAGGAGCAUAUCUAUCAUUUAAAAGUAAAAUCCCAGGAUUCAUUUGAUGCUUGGGUGUCCAAGUUGCGCCAUCAUAGAUUAUAUCGUCAGAAUGAGAUUGUGCGAUCACCACGGGAUGCCAGUUUCCAUAUAUUCCCUUCAACUUCCACCACUGAAUCUUCACCAGCUACUAAUGCCACAGUCCUGGAAACUAAGGUUUCACAGAAUAAUUUCCCCUGGCAACCGACUAUCCCUUGCAGUAGCAGUCUACCUGAAACAUGUACUACUGGCCAAAGUAAAGUAGUCGCUUGGUUGCAAGAAUCGGAGGAGAUGGACAAGUGUGCAGAAGAUCUUGCACAUUGUCAAUCAAAUCUUGUAAAACUCAGUAAAAUUCUUCAGAACUUAGAAAUACUUCAGAGAACUCAGUCAGCACCUAGUUUCACAGAUAUGCAGGCUAACAGUGUAGAUAAGAAAGACAAGCGUGUCACCAGAAGAUGGAGAACAAAAAGUGUGAGCAAAGAUGCUAAAAUACAGCUUCAGGUUCCUUUUAGUACUACAAUGUCUCCUGUUCGACUGCAUUCAUCUAAUCCUAACCUUUGUGCAGACAUCGAAUUUCAGACCCCACCCACUCAUGUAUCGGAUCCUUUGGAAAGCUCCACAGACUACAUAAAACUCCAGGAAGAGUUUUGCCUCAUGGCUCAGAAAGUACAUUCUCUUUUGAAGUCUGCGUUUAACAGUAUAGCAAUAGAAAAGGAAAAGCUGAAACAGAUGGUAACAGAACAUGAUUUUGCAGGACACAACACACAGAUGCUACGUCUCCGACAAUCACUUUCUCAGGCUCUCAACCAGAAUGCUGAACUAUGGAGUCGUUUGAACAGAAUACACUCAGAGUCUGUUCUUUGUGAUCAGGUUGUCAGUGUAAAUAUUAUCCCUAGUCCUGAUGAGACAGGUGAACAGAUCCAUGUCAGUCUCCCACUUUCCCAACAAGUUUCUAAUGAGAGCAGGCUCUCCAUGUCUGAAUCCAUCUCUGAAUUUUUUGAUGCCCAAGAAGUGCUUCUAUCUGCAAGCUCAUCAGAAAACGAGGCUUCUGAUGAUGAAUCUUACAUAAGUGAUGUGAGCGACAACAUAUCUGAGGACAACACUAGUGUUGGAGACAAUAUUUCUCGGCAAAUAAUGAAUGAUGAGCUAACAGGAGGUGCUUUCAGAAAUGGACGAAGGACAUGUCUUCCAACACCCUCCCCUGAUACUAGUAAUAUUAAUCUGUGGAACAUUUUGAGAAAUAAUAUUGGGAAGGACCUUUCCAAAGUAUCAAUGCCUGUUGAGCUCAAUGAGCCUUUGAAUACUUUGCAACACCUUUGCGAGGAACUGGAAUAUAGUGAACUUUUGGACAAAGCCGCUGAAACCGAUGAUCCCUAUGAACGUAUGGUCCUUAUUGCUGCCUUUGCAACUUCAGGAUAUGCUUCCACUUAUUACAGAGCAGGAAGCAAGCCUUUUAACCCUCUACUUGGUGAGACUUACGAGUGUAUCAGGGAAGACAAGGGAUUUCGAUUUUUCUCAGAGCAGGUUAGCCAUCACCCACCCAUUUCUGCCUGUCACUGUGAAUCAAAGAAUUUUGUGUUUUGGCAAGAUAUUAGAUGGAAAAACAAAUUCUGGGGGAAAUCGAUGGAAAUAUUGCCAAUUGGAACUCUAAAUGUGAUACUUCCUAAAUACGGUGAUUGCUAUGUUUGGAACAAAGUCACUACUUGCAUACACAACAUCCUGAGUGGAAGGAGAUGGAUAGAGCAUUAUGGAGAAGUAACCAUUAGAAAUACAAAAAGCAGUGUCUGUAUUUGUAAGGUCACAUUUAUCAAGGUGAAUUACUGGAAUUCUAAUGUCAAUGAAGUUCAAGGUGUUGUCAUGGAUCAAGAAGGAAAAGUGGUGCAUCGCCUUUUUGGAAAAUGGCAUGAAGGAUUAUAUUGUGGAAUUGCACCUUCAGCAAAAUGUAUAUGGAGGCCCGGUUCCAUGCCAACAAAUUAUGAGCAUUACUAUGGUUUCACAAGGUUUGCUGUUGAGCUGAAUGAGUUAGAUCCUGCAUUGAAGGACCUUCUUCCAAAAACAGAUGCUCGAUUCAGGCCAGAUCAAAGGCAUUUGGAAGAUGGACAUUUAGAAGCAGCAGCAGCAGAAAAACAAAGAAUUGAAGAACUCCAGAGAUGCCGGAGACGUUAUUUAGAGGAAAACAAUAUGGAACAUAUACCUAAAUUUUUUAAAAAAGUUAUUGAAGGCAAUCAGAGAGAAGCAUGGGUUUCUAAUGACACCUAUUGGGAACUCCGAAAGGAUCCUGGCUUUAGUAAAGUAGAAACACUCGAACUCUGAUUGAAAAAUGGAGCUCUUCUCUAACCUGACCUUCUCUUUCAAACAAGCUUCAGGAAAAUCUCAAGAACAUCUAAUUUAUGUGAUAUGCUUCCAAUUUAAAAUACUCCUUAUUCAUUGGAAGUUUCUUCAUCAAACUAUGUCACAAUCAAGUGCCCAUUCUGACUUAUCUUAUACGCUUUGCUUUUUGCAAGCCUUCUUUCCUCUCAAUCUCCCCUCUUGGCCAUCCCAAUCAGUGAUUCCUCUGAAAGUAUCCAUGUUAUAAUGUCAAAUUUGGGAAAUUCUGUAGAUUGGGAACAGAUAAGAACGAGGCUUUUUAGAGUCCAGAAGCAAACCAAGAGGCCAGUUGUAUAACAGGAAUCGGUCCCCUCCCUAUCUCUGCUAUGCACUGCUGAGUCUUAGCAUGCAGUCUCAGCAUUGGCUGAAUGUAGACUUGGGCACAUUGGCUCAAAACAUACUUGAAUAAUUAUCACAGAACUAUCAUUAUUAACUAUUGUUACUUCUCUGCUUUUCUCUCUUUAGAAAUAAGAGUUCCAAAAUGGGAGUUCAGUAGGGGGGGAAAGUCAGGAUUUGGACAGACACUUACGUGAAGUCCUUGAUCAAAUCAAAUGAAGUUUUGCAGGCUUCCCAAGUAUUUCACAGCUCAUAAAUAAUGAUUGUGGUUGCCCAAAAGAACUUUGGUUCUGGGCUAAUGCUACAUAUAAUUAGAGUGAACAAUAACCACAUUCUAUCUACCAAGUCGACCCUAUUAGAUUUCAGUAAAAUUUCCUCUCAGCCAUCCCUGUGUUUCUGAGAAUGGAAUGGUGCCAAUUUUGCAACCGGGAAUUCUGUAAUAUGUAAUAAUUUUAAUGCAAUGUAUUAUGAGUGUUUUCCUAUUUAUUUCAACAGAACGUGACUUGUGUCCAUGCCCAGGAUUGUUAAGUUUUCAUCCAAAUUAACAAAAAAAAUUGCUCCCCUAUAAAAUAAUAUAUAUUGUAAAGUUCUUUUUGUGACUUACCUUAUCUGUCAGGAUUUUUAAAAGACAAUAUUGAGCUACAUAUAUUUUUUGAAAUUAUAUGAAUUCAAAUAAGAAGCAGUAUUCUGAAACAAUUUAUCAAUUGCUUUUCUUCCCUUAAAGAUAAAAAGCCUAAUCCAGUAGAUUAUCAGUCUCCCUUAAAUUGUCUCUAGCUAGAACCAUCCAAGCUGCAUAAUGUUGGUGCAAGAGAAGAAUAUUCUGGUCUAGCACAUCUAGAGUGAAAUAGGACAACCCCGCCAUAGCCAACUUGUAGCCAAUUUGCCGCGGGACAACUCAUCACGGCCAACUCGCCACAGGACAGCUCACUGUGGGACAGUUUAGCUAUUCAAUUAUUUGAAAUAAAUAAAAAAGUUAUUUUUUGUCAUUGACAUUUCAUUCUGUGCCUCCUUUUUCAUUCUUUAAUGAUUCCAUUCCACCAUUUCUUUGGUAUUAGUGUAACUCUCCUCCUGCAAUGAGUUAGCUGUGAUGAGUUAUUCUACAGCAAGUUGGCCAUGGCGAAUUGUAACAAGACUCCAGUUGGAACCAGCAGCAGUAAAUCUCAAUUAGAAAUGUUGCAAACCUUGAAAGCAGUGGAAUUAGAUCUUAAUUACACCACCCUAGUGUCAUAAAACCAUGGCUUUGCUCUGUUGUCUUGUGUAGCCUAAUUUAAAGUGAUUGACAUUAGGAAGAAUGCUUAGGGACUGAAGUAUCAACAACCCCACUAUUCAUUUUCUGAAGUAUUUCCUAAGACAAAAUAUACUUUUUGCCACUUCCUUCUUUGACUCACCAUGAUAUACUAUCAACUAAUCAGAAGUGUGCCUCUUCAGAUGUCAUGCAGAGGAAUGUACCAUUUGUAAGAAAACUGGCCUCCAUAAACACACAGCACUUUUAAGGCACUUUGAUGUUUCGGAAAUAUUUUUUUUAAGUGUUGCAAUUUGACUGCAAUCUUACAUUGUAAAGAUCGCAGUGAUUCCAAACUUCUGCCAUGAACCCUGAGUGAACAGAGAUUUGAAUCUUAUUUUGAGCAACCCAAACUCAAUAUUGUCUUUAUCCCACUACCCAAUGUUAAAGCUAAAUAUGAAGAUUGAACAUUGUGAUACUUGCACAGGAUCAUUUUGCAAAACUCUGUGGUCUUUAUCCUCAGCCUUGAAUAUGAAAACUCAUGUAUACCUUUAUAAAAAAUGCCAUUGAAUAAAAAGACCAUUGUUUCUAAUA